AUCUGCCAGGGAGGAACCUCUGCCAGGAAGGAACCUCUGCCAGGGAGGAACCUCGACCCUCCCAUACACUCAUUUCACUGACUCUCUGUCAGAUGGUCUGUUGUUCCAGCUGAGAAGCAGCUUUUUAGCCUUAGAUUUCCAGUUUAAUAAAAUUUUUUUUGGUAACUGUACGAUUUUAACUUCCUCUUUGUUGUUAGACUUUGUCUUCAUCCACGUCUCUUCUAGCCUGAAGAUUGUUCCUCCCUGUUGAGCUCAGUCAUCUCUAUUGAACUCUUUGUCUGCAUCACCGUCAGUAACAGCCUCUGUUGCUGGCCAUGGAUGAUUUUGUUUGUAACAAACUAACUGAAUGGGGUCUGAGCGAGUGGAUUGAUAGAUUUAAAGAUGAACAGAUCGAUAAGGAAAAUUUCUAUCAUCUAGACGAUCAGAAGCUUGAAGACUUGAUCCCGGAGGCUGGGCCAAGAGCAAUAUUUAAGGAGAGACUCAAACUAUUAAAGGCUUUGCCGUCUACAAGUGCCAAAGCAAAGAGACCUCUGGACCGUGAGUCAAGAACAUGCUCAGAAGAGAACAUACUGUCUGCAGUGAAAAAAACAAUGGGAAACGUCCACUCGACACUGCACAAACAAAACAACACAAAGCUGAAUGCUUUCCUGAAGGCAAAAAUUAAUGCAUUGGAGACAGACAAGAGGGAGCUGGUCGGGGUCUUUGGUAAAAGUGGGGCUGGAAAGAGCUCUUUGAUAAAUGCCAUCAUUGGAGAGAAGGAUCUUCUGCAAACAGGAGACAUCAGUUCAUGUACCACUGUCAUGAUUAAAGUCGAGGCCAACAUGCACAACUCAAAGUAUGAGGCAGACAUUGAGUUCAUUACAAAAGAGGAGUGGAAAGAGGAACUAUGGUUGUUCGAUCAGUUGCAUGGGGAUUGUACAUCUCAAGAAAUGGAUGAUGAUGGUGGUGAUGAUGAUGAUGACGAUGAUGACGAUGAUGAUGACGAUGAUGACGAUGACAGUUAUGACCUUGAAGAAAAGCUGUCUGCGUUGUAUGGAGAAGAAUAUAAAAACAAAACCUCUGAAGAACUCAUGGACAAGAAAUACUUCAAAGAAAUUCCAGAGUUUCUCCAUUCCAGCAGGAAGACGUUCACAUGCCAAUCAGCUAAAGAGCUAUCUGCAAAGUUGGUCAAAUAUACAAGAAGUGACUCAAACCAAAGACGAGGUAAAGAAAUACAGAAGUUGUAUUGGCCACUGGUGAAGUGUGCGACUAUCAAGGUGCCACAUAAUGAGUUUCUCCAACAUGUGACACUCGUGGACCUUCCUGGAAAUGGAGACUGUAACAAGAGCAGAGACAAAAUGUGGAAAGAGAUUGUUGGAAAGUGCUCCACUGUGUGGAUUGUGACUGAUAUUACACGAGUAGCAACAGAAAAAGAAACCUGGAAGAUCCUGAAAAAUGCCAGUAGCAUCAUGGGAAAUGGAGGAGAGUGUCAGCACAUUCACUUCAUCUGCACCAAGUCUGAUCAGAUUGUAAAACCAAGAAAUCAUUCAGCAGCUGACAUUCAUGCUCUUAUAUUGAGGAGGAACGAGGAAGCCAAAGAAAAAGUGAUGAGUAAAUUCAACAAGCAAAACAAGAUUAAGAAACACUUCAGUGACAACUGCUUUGAAGUGUUCACGGUGAGCUCCAGUGAGUUUCCAGACGGAGAAUAUCUAACGCCAGUAGAGACUGAAAUACCAAAACUUCAGGAGUUUUUGCAAAAUGUCAAUGACUGCCACUCAGAGACUUUAAACUAUGUGUCUGGAGCUUAUGGGAUUCUCUCCUUGAUUCAAGGAGCCCGCUGUAGAGAAGGGGCUAGCAGAACAGAUGUGUGUGCAAACCUUGAAGGAAACAUGAGCCAUCACCUUGACCAAGUCAGAAUAAAUAUGGAAGAAACUAACAGGGCUUUUGAAAAUUGCCUCAGUGAAGGUGUUGAAAAAUCCAAAAGUUCUUGUGAAAGACAACUGAAGUCCUUCUUAUCAAGAAGAAGCGGGCGUGGUUUCCACAGGAUACUGAAAUGUGUAGUUCAAAACAAUGGCAUCUACAAACCAAAGGAAAAGGCACCAAUAAAUCUCAACAUGAAGUUGUCUUCACACCUGACUGACAGCAUUGAUGAGAAAUUCAAGAAAACCUUUCCAAAUGACAGAGCAUGUGAACCAUUCAACGGAGUCAUCAGUAGGUUCUCACUCAACACAGGCGAUCUGAUUCAGAGGUACAAAGAUGUGGAGCUGCAGCUGAUAUUUCUGCAGACAGAGGAAGAUAAAUUGAAGGCAAAGCUAAAAUCAGUCAUUCGGAACAAGAAGAAAACCAUCUACAGCAGCCUGACGGAUACGAUUGAGACGACCAUGAAAGAGUGCUAUGAAAGAGCAGCUGGUUUCAGUGGUGAGGGCACACUGAAAAAUAUGAAGGACACCUUGGAGAAUCAUGUGCGCAAUUCAAAGAACAUCAUGUUUGAGCUGGCAAAAAACGUUCUGCUGAACCAGCUGAAGCAGCUGGAGGAGGACAUCUUGAAGACUCUUGAGACAACUAUGAGGGAAUCAAUUGACCACUCACUGAAGACGGAUGACCACUCAAUCCCAGAUGUUUCAGUUGAGCUUGAAAAGGUGAAGAAAUGCUAUGAUGAACUGAGAGGCAUCUCACAAGAAAACCAAUGAGGUCUGAUUCCUGUGCUGUUCAUGAGGGAAAAAAGGCAGAGGCCUGGUCACUUGCAAACGUCCCUAAAAUAAUGAUGAUCAAAGCCACAACGCCUCUGGAUUAGGUCUCUUUGAUCAUUUGUUCAUGUACUUAUCCAUGUUUCAGCUGUUGUUCUGAUGUGGGGUUUAAUUAUGUUUGUGUAUUUCAUCUAAUGCCUAUUUUCAUGCCUAUACUGGUUGCCUGCCUUUUAUUAGUUUUUAAAGCACUCCAUGGAUUUGUACCAGACUCGUACUCAUACUCAUAGUCACAACACUUAUAGCUACAGUAGUUUGUCUUCUAUUGCUUUUUAUCUCUCUUUUUAUUUUUUAUUCUGUAUGCUUUUUAUUUCAUUCUAUUUUUAAUAUUUUUAUAUUUUACCAUUUCUCUCUCUUGUUAUACUGAAUUGAUGUUUUUUAUCUUUAUAUCAACUUUGUGUCAAAUAGGGGUUGGCGAUAUGGCAAAAAUAUCAUAUCACGAUUUUUAAAAAAUAAAAUCACGAUUUCAAUUUUAGCACGAAAAAUGGAAAAAUGAAAAAAUGAAAAACAGACAAUUUAGUCCAAAGAACCUUUCUUAACAGAUUUUAUUUUAAGUAGUCGCAGUUUUGCCUACAUGUGCAAACAAUCAAGUUUAAGGUAAACAAGAAAAUUGUAAUAAAGUGCACUCUUGCGAAAGUACCGUCUUGAACGGUUACCAUAUCUUUUGCAAGAUAAAAGGUAACUGCUUCUGUUACCGCUUUCCUCUUGCUUGACUUGUCAUAGGGAGUGCCUUUGUUAAACUCCUGUGUUAAGGUUGACAAGUUUGGUCUUACGCUAGCCGCUGCCUCCGCUGGCGGUACCGGUGCCACCGGGCCCCUCCCUGUUUGGCUCUCUGCAUAUUGUUUGGGAUGCUUCCUCUUCAAAUGAUUGAACAGGUUCGACGUGCGAACCUGUUCUGUGCACAGAACAUUUGCCUGCGCUUCAUCAGGUGAGGAAAAUCCAAACCAAUUCCAAUAUAAUGGAAGUAGAAUUUUUUUCAGUGACCAACUCCGUUUGACUUUCAGCCAUGGCUCUCCAUGCGGCUACCGCUACACACAUAAACAAGGAGGCGGGUAAGAAAGCGCGUCACUGCCCGUAAUUCGCUAUGAUUGAUCGAUCAGGUUGACGACGUAAUACGUCUGGUGCGUCGGUGCAGCAUAGAACUGCAAUUUAUAGAAUGUGCUCUAGACGAUCCCACGAUCUCUACAGUUUGACGGAUCGUCUUCACGUUGUAAUCGUUCACGAUUUAAUAUCGUCAUAUCGCUCACCCCUGAUGUCAAGUAAUUUUUUCUAAUAUUAAUCUUCCAUUAUUUUAACUAAUCCUUUUCUUUAUGAUAGAUAGUGUGCAUUAAUCACCAUGUCCUUUUUGAUGUUUCACUUUUAAUAUGUACUUUAUAUUUGUCAAUCAAAAUGUAAAGCACUUUGUAUGGUAUUGAUUGAGUUCUAAAGUUGCUAUAUAAAUAAAAUUUGACAGAUUGAUUAAUUCUUGAA
Messenger RNA from Mugil cephalus (flathead mullet), 4193 nucleotides. RefSeq names its product nuclear GTPase SLIP-GC-like. Gene Ontology annotation, molecular function: GTPase activity. The record is from RefSeq and is a predicted model, not a curated record. Bases 315 to 2669 code for a protein of 784 amino acids. Lineage: Eukaryota; Metazoa; Chordata; Actinopteri; Mugiliformes; Mugilidae. The transcript has 21 exons.